UAUUACAAUAAUUAAUUAUGAUUAUCAUGAUACGACCCUCUUCGCCGUACCUUCAUCUCUCUCUUUUUUAUAUUCCUUUCCCUGACCUUCCCUGAUAAUUCUUCCUUGAUUUAAGAUUCUUCUUCGUCUAAUUCUCUUUGUUUCUGUCAGAAUUUCCUGAUUUAUUCGAACAGGAAAUUUGACGACGAGAUCUUGUAAGGGAACUGAAAUUUAGCGCUCUAAAAAUACAGAUCCGAGGUUAAUCAUGGCAGAAGAGCACAGAUGCCAAGCACCGGAAGGGCACCGUCUAUGCGCCAACAACUGCGGCUUCUUUGGCAGCCCAGCCACGAUGAACAUGUGCUCCAAAUGCUACAGAGAUUGUUACCUUAAGGAGCAACAACAAGCCUCCAUCAAAGCCUCCCUCUCUGCUCCCUCUCCUUCCUUCUCUCUCUCGCCAGCGACAGAGUCCCUCUCAUCUCUCACCCAGCCGGAGGUCACCGGAGAUGUACAGAACACGGUGGUGGAGGCAGCUACGGCGAUGGGGACGGUGCAGCAGCCUAAUCGGUGUUCGGUGUGCAGAAAACGGGUCGGGUUGACCGGAUUCAAGUGCAGGUGUGGGACCACGUUUUGUGGGAGCCACAGGUACCCGGAGAAACACGAUUGCACGUUCGAUUACAAGACGGCUGGCAGAGAGGAGAUUGCGAGGGCCAAUCCACUGGUCAAAGGUAAAAAGCUCGAGAAGAUCUAGACCGUUGUUGACUUCAAUCAACACCGCUUGGGCCGAGAACCGUGAAACAAAUAUCAUGUGUUUUACCGCAGAUUGAUGCUCUGUUGAUGACUGCCGUUGAUCACAGCCGUUCAUCUCGCAUUGGUGUUAUAAAUAUAUUGCUUUACUAAAGUUGUUUUUUGACGUGGGUUUUUCCUGUUUGUAAAAAAAUGCAAAAAAAAAAAAAAAAAAGGAAAAAAAAAAGAUAAGUCGCUUUCUUGGUGGAGUUGAAAGAUAAGUGAUGGUUUGGUUGGUUUCGUGUAGAUUCUUCCUAUUUGCCAAGUGGUUUGGAGUUUGGACCUUUUGGCCGUGUCUUACUUCUUCAUCCAAUCACAUCACAUAUUUCUUUUU
Messenger RNA from Tripterygium wilfordii, 1096 nucleotides. Its product is annotated as zinc finger A20 and AN1 domain-containing stress-associated protein 4-like. The transcript has 2 exons. The record is from RefSeq and is a predicted model, not a curated record. Gene Ontology annotation, molecular function: zinc ion binding; DNA binding. The coding region runs from base 245 to 727 and encodes 160 amino acids. Lineage: Eukaryota; Viridiplantae; Streptophyta; Magnoliopsida; Celastrales; Celastraceae.